Molecule: messenger RNA, 1145 nt
Organism: Dermacentor albipictus
Lineage: Eukaryota; Metazoa; Arthropoda; Arachnida; Ixodida; Ixodidae
Source: RefSeq, a predicted model, not a curated record
AAGAGCAUCAGACGAACAGCGGCGAUGGACAACCGGGCGUACCUCUUGGCGAAAGCGGACCCGGGCGGCCGCAGCCCCCGAAAGACCAGCGACUCGAAGACCGAAGUCCAGGGCCCGUCGGUCGACGCCGGCCCCCAGGCCAGCGAUGGGCGGGGCGCUCUGACAGCGGUCAAGCCCGGCGGAGGCAUCUCACGCCGGCCCUCCUUCAGUAGCGUCGGCUUCAAGGAGCGCAGCGAGGUGGACACCCUCCCCGUCGAAGGCCCGGGUCCCAGGGAAGGCGGCGGUCACGGCGUCACCCCAGCCGAGAUGGACACGGCGAUCGCCGAGGAAGGCUUCUCGUCCGCGUAUCCGACCAGGCUCAUGCACCUCAUGCAAAGCGCGAAGAGCCGGCUGUACACCUGGGUGGCGUGCGUCGUGCUCUACCACGCGUUCCUGCUGUUCGCCAUCGCCCGCCACUGGUCCGAGGGUCCCGACAUGUGCCACCCCGUGUGGCUGCUGGCCCUGGCCACGCUCCUGGUGCUCCUGUUCGCGGCCGGCCGCGUGCUGCUGAAGCGCUACGCGACCGCCAUCAGGGCCUGGGCGGACGCGCUGCGAUACCGCGAGAGGAUGCCCAUGGUGUGGCUAACCAUCCUGGUGGUCGGCGUCUGCCUGCUGGUGUUCGACGCGCGCGAGCGCCUCUCCCGGCUGACCUCCCUGGGCGGCAUCGCGGUGCUCCUCGGCGUCGCCUACGCACUCUCCAGCAGCCGGAAAACCAUUCCGUGGCUGGUGCUGGGGCGCGCUCUGGUGCUCCAGUACGUGGCGGCGGCGCUGAUGCUGCGCUGGCCGGCGGGCCGGGUCCUGGUCGUGUGCCUGUCGCAGCACAUCAGGCGCUUCUUCAAGCACGCGUCCGGAGGGAGCGAAUUCCUGUUCGGGUACCUGGCCGCUGGCGCCAACCUGUCCGUGUCCGGACGAGGCGGCGUUCUGCUGCUCGCCAACGGGCGCAACGACACGUCCACGCUCCUGCCCGUACUGGCGUUCAGCGUAAGACGCGCACGGUCGUUUUUCUCGAAGAGCGGAUCGGGAUCCGCAGAAAAAACGCACUGCCCCACCUGGGAGGCUCGGUUGUAAAUUCGCAGAGCGAGGACGGUAGCGCGAAACGUCUAACG